Myxozyma melibiosi is the source of this 1069-nucleotide messenger RNA. RefSeq lists its product as uncharacterized. NCBI's taxonomy places the organism in Eukaryota, Fungi, Ascomycota, Lipomycetes, Lipomycetales, Lipomycetaceae. The transcript is spliced from 4 exons. Gene Ontology annotation, biological process: mRNA splicing, via spliceosome. Gene Ontology annotation, cellular component: U5 snRNP; catalytic step 2 spliceosome; U2 snRNP. Gene Ontology annotation, molecular function: RNA binding. Bases 203 to 604 code for a protein of 133 amino acids. The record is from RefSeq and is a predicted model, not a curated record.
ACUGAGCACAAGUGGGGAGGGUUUGGUGCACAGCACAAACAGCAAAACACAGCGGCACCGCAGCCAGCGCCGGUUUAAGGUUUCAGGACAGGAACUCGUAUGGAGAAUCAGUCGAGAUACAACAGCAUUCAUUCAUUAUUAGUAUCCUGCUUGUUCUACCCUCGAAUCACUUUAAAGUACUGCAAGUACUUCUAUACACAAAAUGGCCUCGAAGCGAGCAAAGAUGUCGGACCUGAUCAACUACAGGAUGCGUGUCGUGAUGGAGGACGGCCGACAACUAACAGGCCAGAUGCUGGCCUUCGACAAGUUUAUGAACAUCGUCCUCGCCGACUGCGAAGAAUUCAGACUCACCCGCCGCGCCGCCAGCGCAAAGCGACAAGCCGCCAAAGCCGGCACAUCGACAGCAGCAACCUCAGAAACCAUCGAAGAGAAGCGAACACUCGGUCUCGUCAUCCUCCGCGGCGAAAACAUCGUCUCGGUCAGCAUCGAAGCCCCGCCUCCGUCUGACGAAAUGCCCAGGCUCGGAGUUAUCCCGCCUGGUGCUGGUGUUGCGAGGGCGGUCGGCAGAGGGCUGGGUGGGUUUGUACCUGGAAUGGGAUUCUAGAUUUAGCUCUAGAUCCAGAUCCUAGAUGUCUCCGUUGUUUAUGAGUUCCAAAAUGUAUAGAUAGUCUCUUUUGAUUAUACACUACUUUGAUUCACAGUAUUUGUUUUGUUAUGUUUGUGCAGAGUUCUGGGUUUUGUUUGCAUUCUUGUUUGUCGCUUUGUGUUGGUUAUCUGUUUUUUCGUUUCGUCUUCGUCUUUCUUUCAAAAUAAUCAAAAAGGUACUUUUGCUGCGGCUCCUAGUUGCGAUGUAUGAUUAAGGAUUAAUUGAGCAGUGGCAAUCUGAAAUACUAUUACUCACGUUGAGUAUCUGGUGUACUCUAGAGAGCAGGGUAGAGUAGAGUCAUGAAUGCGAGAUAUUGCAGCUGGAGUGAUCAGCUCACGUUCUGGAUGCAACUCAGGACAAGCUCAGGACAAGCUCAGGACAAGCUCAGGACAAGCUCAGGACAAGCUCAGGACAAGCUCAGGA